Molecule: messenger RNA, 1528 nt
Organism: Sorex fumeus (smoky shrew)
Lineage: Eukaryota; Metazoa; Chordata; Mammalia; Eulipotyphla; Soricidae
Gene: RAD9A
Product: RAD9 checkpoint clamp component A
Exons: 11
Coding region: 161-1327 (388 amino acids)
Biological process (GO): cellular response to ionizing radiation; DNA repair; mitotic intra-S DNA damage checkpoint signaling
Cellular component (GO): checkpoint clamp complex
Source: RefSeq, a predicted model, not a curated record
GGAUCCGCGCGGCCCCGGCCGCCCGCGUCACGUGACGGCGGCGCGCCGUGUCACGUGAGCCGGGCGCCGGGCGCGAGCCAAUGAGCGGCUGGGGGCGGGUCCCGGGCGGCGCGCGCGAAGGGAACGGGGGUCUCGGCGGCCGCGGGCCGGGCUCGGCAGCAUGAAGUGUCUGGUUGCCGGGGGCAACGUGAAGGUGCUCGGCAAGGCGGUCCACUCCCUGUCCCGGGUCGGGGACGAGCUCUACCUGGAGCCUCUGGAAGACGGGCUCUCCCUGCGCACCGUGAACUCCUCUCGCUCGGCCUAUGCCUGCUUCCUCUUCGCGCCGCUCUUCUUCCAGCAGUACCAGGCGAUCACCCCCGGCCAGGACCCCCUGCGCUGCAAGAUCCUGAUGAAGUCGUUUCUGUCCGUCUUCCGCUCGCCGGCUGUGCUGGAGAAGACGGUGGAGCGGUGUUGCCUGUCCCUCAACGGCCGGAGCAGCCGCCUGGUGGUCCAGCUGCACUGCAGAUACGGGGUGAGGAAGACACACAACCUGUCCUUCCAGGACUGCGAGUCCCUGCAGGCCGUCUUCGACACCACCUUGUGUCCCCACUUGCUCCGCGCUCCAGCCCGGGUCCUGGCCGAGGCCAUCCUGCCCUUCCCCCCGGCACUGGCCGAAGUGACGCUGGGCAUCGGCGCGGACCGCAGGGUCAUUCUGCGCAGUUACCAGGAGGAGGAGGCAGACAGCUCCGUGAGAGCCAUGGUGACCCAGAUGAGCCUGGGGGAGGCCGACUUCCAGAAGCUGCAGGCCCAGGAAGGGGUGGCUGUCACUUUCUGCCUCAAGGAAUUCCGGGGGCUGCUGAGCUUCGCAGAAUCAGCCAACCUGUCUCUGAACAUUCACUUCGACGGGCCUGGCAGGCCUGCCAUCUUUGCCAUCACAGACAACCUGCUGGACGGCCACUUCGUUCUGGCCACUCUCUCAGAGCCAGACCCUCCCCCCCAGGCCCUGGGCCCCUCGGCACCCCGCAGGUCACAGUCGCAGCCCCACAGCACGCCCAACCUGGAUGACUUUGCCAGUGACGACAUCGACUCCUACAUGAUCGCCAUGGAAACGCCAGUGGGCAGCAGCGAGGGCUCCCUGGCACCUGACCUCCCGCGCCCCCACAACCCCAGCCCCCCCUCCGAGGAGGAGGAGGAGAGCGAAGAAGACGACGCAGAACCCAGCACAGUGCCUGGGACGCCCCCCACCAAGAAGUUCCGCUCGCUGUUCUUCGGCUCCAUCCUGGGCCCCGCGCGGUCCCCGCAGGGCCCCACCCCUGUGCUGGCCGAGGACAGCGAAGGCGAAGGCUGAGCCAGCGCUACGGAGCUUCGUGUCCGGGCCCAGGGAGCCCGCCCUGGCGGCGGCAGCCCAUGGCAGAGCCGGAAAGGAGCAGGCGGCCCUGCCUCCUCCCCCGACCCCCCGUAAUCAUGUCACAGGGAGCGCCCUCACCUCCGCUCCCCGAGAGUCAAUCACCCGCUCCCCUGUCAGUCAAUCACGAGCUGUCCUCCCCUC